Molecule: messenger RNA, 2030 nt
Organism: Talpa occidentalis (Iberian mole)
Lineage: Eukaryota; Metazoa; Chordata; Mammalia; Eulipotyphla; Talpidae
Gene: ZNF282
Product: zinc finger protein 282
Biological process (GO): regulation of DNA-templated transcription
Source: RefSeq, a predicted model, not a curated record
GGAGCGCGCCUGGCGAACGUUCCUGCUCUGCCUGGCCGGCCCGCGCGGGCACCAGCGCUCCCAGGAUGCAGUUUGUGUCCACACGGCCGCAGCCGCAGCAGCUGGGCAUCCAGGGCCUGGGGCUGGACGGCGGCGGCUGGAGCUGGGCGCAGGCGCUGCCCCAGGAGGUCUGCCACCAGGAGCCGGCGCUGCGCGGGGAGAUGGCCGAGGGGAUGCCGCCCAUGCAGGCUCAAGAGUGGGACAUGGACGCCCGGCGACCGAUGCCUUUCCAGUUCCCGCCCUUCCCAGAUAGGGCCCCCGUCUUCCCGGACCGCAUGAUGAGAGAGCCCCAGCUGCCCACGGCCGAGAUCUCCCUCUGGACCGUGGUGGCCGCCAUUCAGGCUGUGGAGAGGAAGGUGGAUGCCCAGGCCAGCCAGCUGCUCAAUCUGGAGGGGCGGACGGGCACGGCCGAGAAGAAGCUGGCCGACUGCGAGAAGACGGCCGUGGAGUUCGGGAACCACAUGGAGAGCAAGUGGGCCGUGCUGGGGACGCUGCUGCAGGAGUACGGGCUGCUGCAGCGCCGGCUGGAGAACAUGGAGAAUCUGCUGAGGAACAGGAACUUCUGGGUCCUGCGGCUGCCCCCCGGCAGCAAGGGGGAGGUCCCAAAGGUCCCGGUGACUUUCGUCGACAUAGCUGUUUACUUCUCGGAGGACGAGUGGAAGAACCUGGACGAGUGGCAGAAGGAGCUGUACAACAACCUCGUGAAGGAGAACUACAAGACGCUCGUGUCCCUGGAUGGGGACGGCCCCGUGCCCAAGCCAGAUGCUCCCGCCCAGGCGGAGCCCCGAGAAGAGCCCUGUGUGUGGGAGCAGCGUGAGCCAAAAGGGCGAGAGAUCCUGAUGGAUCCAGACGCAGGAGCUGAGCCCCUGGUGCCUGCGCAGGAGACGCCCUCUCAGGUGAAGCGCGAGGAUGCCCUAUGUGCCCGGGGUCAGCGGGGCCUGGAGGAACGGGCCAUCCCCACCGAGUCCAUCAGCGACUCGCCAGCCUCGGCCCAGGACCUCUUGUCCCGGAUCAAACAGGAGGAGCCCCCGUGUGUGUGGGAUCAGCAGGACUUGGCGGAGAGGGAUAUUCCAACGGACCCCAAUUCAGAGUCUCUGAUCUCGGCACACGACAUCUUAUCCUGGAUCAAGCAGGAGGAGCAGCCGUAUCCGUGGGGCCCACGGGACUCGAUGGAGGGAGAGCUCGGCUUGGACUCUGGCCCCAGUGACGGCCUGCUGCUGGUGAAGAACCCGGCCCCCGCCCCGCCGCCGCCGCCCCCCGCCCCGCCGGGGCUGCCCGCGCCCCCCUCCGCGGCGGCGGAGCCCGAGGGCGCGGGCCGGGGCGCGGGCGCGCUGCUGGACGACGGCUUCGCGGCGGCGCUGGCCGGGGAGCGGGGCGCGGGCGCGGACGGGGCUCCCCCGGGCGGAGGCGGCGGGGGCGCGGCGGGGGGCGCGGGCCCCGGGGGCGGCGGCGGCGGGGGCUGCGGGAGCUGCUGCCCGGGCGGCCUGCGGCGGAGCCUCCUCCUGCACGGGGCGCGCAGCAAGCCCUACGCGUGCCCCGAGUGCGGCAAGAGCUUCGGGGUGCGCAAGAGCCUCAUCAUCCACCACCGCAGCCACACCAAGGAGCGGCCCUACGAGUGCGCCGAGUGCGAGAAGAGCUUCAACUGCCACUCGGGGCUCAUCCGCCACCAGAUGACGCACCGCGGCGAGCGCCCCUACAAGUGCUCGGAGUGCGAGAAGACCUACAGCCGCAAGGAGCACCUGCAGAACCACCAGCGCCUGCACACGGGCGAGCGGCCCUUCCAGUGCGCGCUGUGCGGCAAGAGCUUCAUCCGCAAGCAGAACCUGCUCAAGCACCAGCGCAUCCACACGGGCGAGCGCCCCUACACCUGCGGCGAGUGCGGCAAGAGCUUCCGCUACAAGGAGUCGCUCAAGGACCACCUGCGCGUGCACGGCGGGGGCCUGGGCCCGGGCGCCCCAAGGCCGCUGCCGCCGCCCCCCGAGCGGGACUAG